UGACGGAACUAAAUAUGCAUUAAGAAAGUUAUCCUGUGAAUGGGUGUUUGAUGGAUAUGAAUUGUUUUGUGGAAAAAUGUAUCCCACUUUAAUGCCUCUUGGCUGUAGGCUGCCAUUCAACUCCCUCGGCUCUAAGGGUGGUUAGCUUCAGCAGACCAUUUCAUUAUUGAGCAAACAUACUUGUUCAAACAAACAGUGACUCGCCAGCUCCAGGCAUUGAAUAUGCACUGAAUAAAAGAUGCAGACCUCCCUGGCUAUUCACCAACAUCCUGCUUUCAAGGAUGUAUUAAUGUGGGCAUGUCUAGUUCACUAUCACGUCUAUACCUCUAGGGAAACAUGGCGGGAGCAAUGAGUGUCACUAUAUUUCUAUCUUUUGUUUUGGUAGCCGUCACUCUAGUGUCCACUGGAGCCCCAACCUUGUCUUCAUCGAAGGCUAUCUACCCCGAGACUACCCCAACAUUGUCUGUCACCACCACAGUGGUCCCUGCCUCAAGUAGAACAAGUAGAACAAGUCCCAUAGUCAGUGAAACACCCGAUUCAGCUCCUACUGGUAACACUGGAGUCCCAUUGGAAUCAUCACCGACAACUGAGCCUUCCCAAUCCUCUCAGACACUGACUCCAUCACAAGCAUCCAAUGGCAGCACCACCUCUACAGGUUUUACAGCUGACACUUCUACAAAUCAGACCCUAAGUGGAACAACUUCUCAUGACUCCACGUCCUCAAACUUCUCGUCAACUUUGUCACCAAACUCCGAUUUUACCACAGGGAACAUGAGCUCAAGCACAGCUUUACAAAGUGAUGGGAGCCAUGACUUAUCAAGGAGUCCGGGUCUUGUAGCAGUCCUAUGCAUAUUUUGCAUCUGUCUGGGUCUUCUACUGGCUGUUGGGAUUACAAAGUUCAUUACUUCCAGAGGAUCAAAGUUUGAGAGGCUCGAAGAUGUGCCAAUGGGCAAGAUGAAUGAAGAGUCUCCGUUUGCCCGUUAUCCAACAAAACAAUUCUGAAAGAUAACACAUCAUAAGACAAAGCCAUUGACCCAGAACUGAUAGAUUGUAAAUCAGUCUUUCGUUUGGGUUCAGAUGGUGUCGUUUAUAACAUGUCAUCCACCAUCAAGUUUUUUUUCCUGUUUUUCUUUGUUUUGUCUGGCUGCUGGAAAGUGACAUAUGUUUGAAAGAAAUCAGUAUAGCCCAAGGGCUAAAAGCAACCCUGUGAUGUAGUACGGAAUAUCUACUCUGAGGUUGGUCAGCAGCAUACUAAAGUCAAUCAUUGGCCCAAGGUGAAGUACUAUUCAUUCACAGAUGGAUGGAUGCAUCAAGAACCAUAAUGUAGAAGAUACACAGACAAUGGCUGUGUUUACACAGACAGCCCAAUUCUGAUCUUUUGUCCAAUUAUUGCAAAAAGAUCUGAUUGGUCAAAAGCCCAAUUAUUGGCAAAUGUACAGAAUUGGGUUAUCUGGAAUUCUACGUCGGGCAGAUGUGUGUCGUUUGAUAAGGAAAGUUUCCUCUCACAACCUCUACAAGCUAGCAUAUUAAAUAAAACAACAUUUAAAUAUACUCAAACUAGGGGUCACGUCCAGAUUAGAAAAUUAGGUCCUGAGAGAAACUCAAUUAUUUGUAUUUUUUUUAAUUGGGCGUGGUACAUAGAACCAUUGUUAUGUCAGUAACCUCCGGUAGCCACUAGAUGCGUUUCCAAUAAACAGAGCGGUUUCUGUUUUCUUCCUACAAAUGUGGCUCUUUUGAACCGUUUAAGUUACAAAAUAUUAUCACCCAUCACUGAAAGAUAAGACUCUUACCUAUAGGUCUUCUCUUUCCCUCUACAAUGGCCACAAGCAGAACUCAUUAGAACAUAGUUGACAAGACCAUGCACUAAAUCAGACUGGGGGGGAAAAGAGCAUCAAUGAGUGAAGAACAUAUAUUGCCCGAUGAUCUUCUGAACUUCCCAAUACCUUUUUAAAGCAUUUCAGUCACUUCAAACCAUACUUCCUUCAGAUUUGAAUAUUGCCAAAAGUACUGUCCAACUGAUUUGUAAUAGACUGUCAUAGCUCCAAUUAAAAAAGUAAACAUUGGCUGUUGAUUACAUCACUUAAAAAAAAAUGUAUUUACAAAAUGGGGUUAGCAGCUUAAAAAGUUUGGGAACCCAUACUCUACCUGUUGUAACCGCUGUUGGUUCUUUUGACCUUAGGAAUGCGAGACAAUAUAUCCACAUGAACGUAUAAUCCAAUAAAUUUACCAAAGCACUGGUAGUGCGUUCCGAUUUCUAUCACCUGAAACAUGCACCGAACUAUGUAAACGCGUGCAUGAGCUUGGCAAGUAUCAUGCAUGUAUUUGCAUCUUGUGGUAUGCUUCAAGUGAUUAUAGAAUACGUAACGCUACACCAGCGCUUUGAAACGUUUAUUUAAUUAUACUGUACUGUGGAUGUCUCACAGUCCUACCUGCAAAAAGACCACCCGCAUGGACAACCGGUAAAGUAUUUUAAAAUAUAAUUGUAUUCACCAAUCUAGUAUGUAGAGGUCGUGAGAGUAAACGUUCCUAAUUCAAACGCGCAUUCAAUACAAUUCAACGUCCUGGCAAACGCCUCAAACACACCGACUGUGAUCCUACGUUUUGGGGCACCAGAAGUAGUUCAUUUUUAAUGGAACGCUGCGUUUGCCUUGCAGCAUUGCGUUGCAGAGGCAGUUGCAGUGCGUUCUGUGUGGCUCAUACCUUGGUUUUAUCGAACGUACUUGUAACUGUAUGAGAAGACUGCUUGACAGAAAUGGUAGUAGAAGGUGAAUGUUGAACUGUUGUUGAUCACAUAGCCAGAUGACACUGGGUACUAAUUGGCGAAAGAACACUAUCGGCGUGAUCAAGGCGAAAGGGCUGCCGGGGGUGUGUGUAAACAUGCUGAUUCUGUUGCAAAACCUUUCGCAACAGAAACCGUUUACUCCAAACAAAACACGCGAACGAUAGUUUCUAUUGGAAAAUUCUGGUAUUCGUUUCCUUCCCUUUGCACUGUUUGCUUCCGUUUGGUUUUAAAUGGUCAACGGUUUCUACAAUGAAUACGCCCCUGUGUGAAUGCAGCCAAUGUGUCCGGUAUCGCUAGAAAUAAAGCUGCUCCAAAUUAUCUGCUUCUUGAAAAUACUCAGUGACCAAUAGGCCUCGUGUUUGUAUGGUUUGAAUUAAAUAAAUCAUUGAAUUAUG
Messenger RNA from Salvelinus fontinalis (brook trout), 3177 nucleotides. Its product is annotated as mucin-2-like. Lineage: Eukaryota; Metazoa; Chordata; Actinopteri; Salmoniformes; Salmonidae. The record is from RefSeq and is a predicted model, not a curated record. Bases 337 to 1002 code for a protein of 221 amino acids. The transcript has 4 exons.